Candidozyma auris is the source of this 807-nucleotide messenger RNA. Its product is annotated as ubiquinone biosynthesis protein COQ11. The coding region runs from base 1 to 807 and encodes 268 amino acids. The transcript has a single exon. Gene Ontology annotation, molecular function: protein-containing complex binding. Gene Ontology annotation, cellular component: mitochondrion. NCBI's taxonomy places the organism in Eukaryota, Fungi, Ascomycota, Pichiomycetes, Serinales, Metschnikowiaceae. The record is from RefSeq and is a predicted model, not a curated record.
AUGUCUCAGUCAAUUGCUGUGUUUGGAGGCAAUGGCUUUCUUGGGAGGAAAAUCUGUGAAGUGGGUGUUCGAAUGGGGUGGUCAGUGACGUCUCUCUCUAGAUCUGGGAACCCGCCCAAACCUACUAGCCACUCAGAUCCCCAGUGGAUCUCCAGCGUCAAUUGGCAGGCUGCUGAUCUUUUUAACCCAGACACUUACAAAGAGCACGUUGCAAAUAAGAAUGCGGUAGUUCACUCCGUGGGGAUUCUUUUUGAGAACCUGGACUACAAGAAGGCGAUCAACUCCAACUUUAGCUUCUUGAAUGACUUCCUGAGGCUUGCUUCCAUGUUGAAGGGCCCCAACCCUUUGACCAAGAACCACAAUCUGACAUACGAGGCAAUUCAAAGGGACACUGCCGUGAUGUUGGCAGACACUUACAUUGAGAACCUGAAAGAAGUGGAGAAUCCUUCUUACGUCUACAUAUCUGCUGAAAUGAAGCCUCCGAUUGUGCCCGAGGGCUACUUAACAACCAAAAGAGAAGCAGAGUUUGAGCUUUCCUGUAAACCAGGCCUUCGGUCCAUCUUUUUGCGUCCGGGCAUUAUGUACGACGAGAGUGCCCCUCUUGUGGAGAAACGGAAGCUUUUCAGCAAGUUUUUGAGUUUGGGGUACUCAGUGAAAGAGGGGGUUUUGGGAGAUAAGAUCCCCGUGUUCAACGAGCUCAUACGGCCUCCAGUUUCUACAGAACAGGUGGCCAUCACGCUUUAUCGCAAGCUUGAGGACCCAGAAGCCAAUGGCGUUGUUAGUCUUGAUGAUAUUGUCGAUUUCUAG